ACCCUGCCUCAAUCGUGAAACUAUGUCCGAGUGUCCGGCUCCGAGUCCAGCUGCAGCGGCUCUGGCGGAUGGGAAGUUGUGAGUCACAUCAGGAGGACGCGCAACUUUUAUAGACUUUCAAGUUCGCAGCUUGCGAGUAACCAGCAGCGCUCAGUUUCGAGUCCUCUGACUCUUGGAUUGCGCGUCUGUAGAGCUGUGGCAUCAGCCCACCGCGUGUUUCAGGUUCGGUGCCGUACAGGGCGUCUCUUAUCGAGGAGGAUAUGGUAAUUCCAUUAAGAACAUGUUUGUGGUGUUUGCGGUUUGCAAUGGAGAAUAAAUAAAAAAAGGACGGUUAUCGGGGAUUAACUGAGAGCACAGAAGCAGAAUGCAGGGGAGGGAUCUACAGAGCAUGUGCAGAAGGGUGCUGCUCCUGACCAUCUGUAUGGUGUCUCUCUUGGGACAACUGACCAGCGCAUCAUCACACCGAAGCCACAUAGUACACGUGAAAGCUGGAACCUGUGAGGUAAUUGCUGCACACCGAUGCUGCAACAAGAACAAGAUCGAAGAGAGAUCCCAGACUGUCAAAUGCUCCUGCUUCCCUGGACAGGUGGCAGGAACAACGAGAGCAGCUCCAUCUUGUGUAGACGCAUCAAUAGUUGCACAGAAGUGGUGGUGCCAGAUGCAUCCUUGCAUGGAUGGAGAAGAGUGUAAAGUGCUACCAGAUCUGAAAGGAUGGAGCUGCAGUACAGGAAACAAAGUUAAGACUACAAAGGUUACUCGAUAGUCAUAUUUUUCCUGGAUAGAUAUUUGGAACCAAGAUGUUUCUUUGACCAACACAAGUAGGACGUUUUGGAUACCAUGGGAUUUAUAGACUGGCAAAAACCAGGGACCAACACAGACAUUAGUUUGGGACAUUCCAGUGAACAAAAAGAGGAAAAAAUAUUAGAAAAUUCAUAUGAGACUGCAAUGCCAAACAGAUUCUUGACUUUUUGUCUAGCAUCAAAAGUAGCUUUCUUUCAACUCUGCUGCCCACCAAAUCUCUCUUUGUAUUAUACUUCUAAUCCAAUGGACUUGAAAACUCAACCAUGGUGAUAUUUAUUGACUUGAAGACUGGAUUAGACCCUGAAAAACCCACCCUAAAACAUGUGAUGUGAAAUUUUGUGUCAUGUUCUUGCCAGAAGGAGCAUUGGGACUCUUGAUGCAUAUCUCUGUGGAGGCUUUUAUGAGGUCAUAAGCAUUUUUGAUUC
Molecule: messenger RNA, 1226 nt
Organism: Poeciliopsis prolifica (blackstripe livebearer)
Lineage: Eukaryota; Metazoa; Chordata; Actinopteri; Cyprinodontiformes; Poeciliidae
Gene: tafa3a
Product: TAFA chemokine like family member 3a
Exons: 5
Coding region: 365-763 (132 amino acids)
Molecular function (GO): receptor ligand activity
Source: RefSeq, a predicted model, not a curated record